GACAUCUGUCCUGCUUCAGUCCAAUGUGUGGAUAACGCGUGUGGAGACUGUCCGUGCUACAUAAACUGCUGUCCAGCAUGGAGAAAAUGGAGAAUAAUUACCUUACAUUAUAUUUUUGUUGUUUACCACAACAAUAUAUUAAAUACUAAGCGCAUUCUGGAUAAAAAGAACGCUUUUACUGUUUUUUUCAGGAGGCUUUAGCCUGGAAAACAGACACGUUUAGCGCUCUGCGUAUUUGCUGGAGACGCUGAUGUCUUCAUUGGACUCCUCUCCGUGGGAGAUGGUGGAUCUCUCUCGGAUUUCCAACGUGGAAACGUAGCAUCUAAUUAAUCAGCGACUGCAACUGAACCCUUUUUUUAAAAAGCGCAGUGGCUUUUGGUCCGCUCUCUUCAACACCAAACCUUGGACUCCUGAGAGUGGAGAGACGCAUGGUUUGCUUGGUGCGCUGGGUCGGAAUAUUAAAAACAUAGCUGGCACACCUUGGCCACUUUUUAUUUUGUCUCAAACUGAAUUUGAACCUGUUAAUGGAUUUUUUUUCCUGUUUAUUUAUUCUAUUUUUAUUCUUAUUUUCUUUGUAACGAUCAAUGCUGCUAAGUCAGCUGAGGAGACUGUAUGAGUUGCGUUUUCUGUUUGGAUUUUACCACCAAUAGCCAAGCGAGUUUCAAGGUCUGCUUGGGCCUUAUUUAAGCACACACGCGACGUGAGGAUCAGAGCCUCUUGACAUGAUGACACAGUUAUUAAUACAGAAUGAGUCAGGCUUUCUUCAUAGGAACUGAGUCUAAAAUGAAGUUAUGGGAUGUUUUGGCCACGUGUUUGUUGCUCCUGAGCUCUGUUGCUACAAGGCCUCUCUACCAAAACACUCAGCCAACCAGGAGGACUAACUUCCCCAGAAGCUACCGUGAUUCUGUGUCUCUGUCUGUGGAAGAGCCAUUGUUCCAGCGUGAGGACCACAGCCUGCAGGACAUCUCCAUGGAUGAUCAAUAUGACACUGCAGGUCCCUAUCCAGAGCAGUUUGAAGAUGUAAUGGACCUUAUUGAGGCUGCCAUUGGCAGACUCCGGAGAUCAUCGGAAACGAGCAGCAACUCAAAGGGACGGAGACAGCAAAGACAACGAGGAGCAGCAAACACAAGAGGCACGAGAGGCGAGGGGAGAGGGCAUGGAGUCAAGAGGCGGAGUCGAGGCCGAGGGGGUGGUCGAGCUGGUAAAGGAGGUCGAGGUGAGAAGGGCAAGGAGAAGACAUGGGUGCAGAGUCGUGGUUGCUUGCUAAAGGAGAUCUAUCUGAAUGUGACAGAUUUGGGGCUGGGACACCGGACUAAAGAGGCGCUAAUCUUCCGGUACUGUAGUGGUCCCUGUAGUGAGGCAGAGACCAACUAUGACAAGAUCCUGAUGAACCUCACACACAAAAAAAAGCUGGACAAUGACGCACCCUCUCGCACCUGUUGUCGACCAAUCGCAUUUGAUGAUGACUUAUCUUUUUUGGACGAUGAUUUGGUGUAUCACACGCUGAAAAAACAUUCAGCAAGGAAAUGUGCCUGUGUCUGAGGAAGCAAGAAAAUGACAGACACUACCAGCACCAGCAAACUACAGAUUAUAAGCUGGUGUCUCGACAGGAAGUCAAACUUGGAGUGUAUCUCUUAUUUUUGUCAGUUGUCACCAAGAGGAGAUGCAGGUGAGUAUAACAAGACCACCUGAAAGGCACUGGAACAGCUGUUUAAAAGUAAACUGCAUGCUAAACUUUUGGCAAUCAGCAUUUUCAGUCCUCUAGAGCACCAAUUCCCAGAAGAUUCAGUACUGCUCCACUUCCAGAUUUUGUAACUGUGCUGUCAGAGAAGGUGAAAGUGAAGAAAAACUUUUGCAAGUGGAAUUAAUUUACCAGGAACUCAGUUUUUCCAUUGCUGCCUGGCUCCAGAUGAAUCCAGAGAUUAAAGGAGCUUUCUCGGUUGCAGUUGAACUCACUUCCACCAAUAGUCUGGACGUUGAAAUUUGCAUUUGGAGCCAAGAAACCACAUGGCAAAGACAUAGGUGCAGCAAAGACUUUUACUGUAAUGCGUCUACAUAAAAUCCAGUCAUUGUGUGUAUAUAUAUAUAUAUAUAUAUAUAUAUAUAUAUAUAUAGUGUGUAAUAAGAAGUAUAUUUAUUAAGAUGGAAUUAACUUAUUGUUAUUUAUUUCAAUCCAUUUUAUGAGAGAAAUUUUCUUCUGUUUUUCCUAUUUAUUUAAUAGCUUUGUUUGUCCUGGAUGGUGCCAAAGUGGAGCAUUUUUUUCAUGCAAGGUGAUCUAGAACUGCUUAACAGUUCUACACAUCUUAGCAAUGCCUUUUUUAAAAAAAUAACAUUUAGAUUCCUUUUUUUUUCAAACAUCCUUAUGAUCAUCAGUAGCCAUCAAAGUAAGGUAGGAUAGAUAGAGAGGCAGAGGAGGGGACCAAUAGAAGAAUUUAGGUAAAAACCAGAAUAAAACAGAUGAGCUGUUUUGACACUCUUUUUUUUUUGGGACGAUGAUUCAGUUCACCUCACUUUUCAUUAAUGCAACCACUAAGAAAACUUAUACUUUCUUCUAAUAACACCUCUUCAUCACAUACUAUGUUUACAAGGAAGCAAGUACUUCUUUGCUUCAAGGACAGAUUUAAUGUUACUCCAACCAGAAGCCAUAACAACUUUAAGAUUAAAUGUAAAAUCAGCAUGGGUGCAAUGGUCUCACAAGGAUUUAAAGGUGCCUUUGAGGAUCCAUCCUUUGAGUUGCACAGUACAGAAGCUGCUACAAUGCUUGCCAAUCAGCAGUCAUUAUCCAAAACCUCACUCUGCCCUCGCAGCAGGUCUGAGUGGGGCUCCACGGGGGUUACUGUCCCAGUAGGCUUUAACGUUCACGGGACUCCCUGCAUUUCUGUCUGUUCUCUGACUGACAGGUCUUAUUCCCUCAAAGGGGAUUUGAAAGUGAUCCUCUAACAUGAGUCUUAACCAAAUAUCCCCACUGGCAAAGGCAGUUUAAGGAAGAUCUAGCUACUGUAGUGGCUGUCAUUGCACAGCUGAUUUAAGUAUCUAAAGACUGGAUGUUUUGACAAAAGAGUGUGUUUUGGAAUAACUGAGCGAAGACGAUGGGUUGGCUCAACAUGCUUUCUACAUGUAACGACUUGUUCAACCAAAUUUAUUCCUAUACUAAAGCAGAAAUGUGCACGAAAGGAAAGCACAAGGCUCCUUUAAGAGCAUGUUGCUUCGUCCUGCGAGGGGGUCGUUUUAAGUAGAACAAAGAGAGCCCUCGUAUAGAUCUUGAUGUUAGCACGGAUUAGGGACCAAGGUAUCUGUGCCCACCCAGCAGCAAGCAAACCAGCUUUACUAUGUAAUCCCCCUGCACAGAACAAAUCCACCACAUCAAGCUGAAUUUAGGCCAAACACUACACACAGAGGAAGAAUAGCUCUUGCUUUUAUCACAGCAUACCUCAUAAACUGAAUCAUCUUCCCCUUUUAACAACUGAUUUGUCCAUGAGUUUUUCCAGAUGAGAAUGUGCAGUGAGACUUCCCAAAAGCCCCAGAGGGCCUUGCUACCAGUCAAUAACCUACAUUAAAGUGUGUGACCUGUGACAGCUUCUCAUCUUCAUUACUGAUUGCUCAACUGUUCAUUGGAAAUUUACUUCUUGGUUAGAUGCAAAGAACUCUACAGUGUUAAUAUUAAAGGUAAGAUCCGUAUUUGUUGUCAGUCCAUUAAGACCUCAGAAAAAAAAAAAACUGUUGUCUCACUUGUUUUGUGUUACAGAACCAAAGCUCUCUGCAAACUUUAUUUUUGUA
Molecule: messenger RNA, 3777 nt
Organism: Melanotaenia boesemani (Boeseman's rainbowfish)
Lineage: Eukaryota; Metazoa; Chordata; Actinopteri; Atheriniformes; Melanotaeniidae
Gene: gdnfa
Product: glial cell derived neurotrophic factor a
Exons: 4
Coding region: 748-1542 (264 amino acids)
Biological process (GO): peripheral nervous system development; positive regulation of branching involved in ureteric bud morphogenesis; negative regulation of neuron apoptotic process
Molecular function (GO): growth factor activity; receptor tyrosine kinase binding; glial cell-derived neurotrophic factor receptor binding
Source: RefSeq, a predicted model, not a curated record